GCAUCGGCGGCCGGGCUGGCGCCGAGCCCAGAGCGGACCAGCAGCAGCUCCAGUGCUGCGGCCGCCGCCUCCUCGCUGACCCCGCGAUGGAAGAAGAGGUGGGCAAAGAAUGACCUGGAGCCCCUUGUUAGAGUCAAGGUGCCGCUGAUUUCAUAGCUACCCUGUUUUAUGUGUCAGCAUCUCCUGUUAGCUUAUAAUUGCUUCGAGGAAAGAACAAGCCCAACUCAUCUGGAAAAACCAAAUUGUAUAGAAAUGUCUGGUAACUUUAGUAUGAACAUUUGCUGGAAAAGCUUGACAUUCUAGCCCUCAGUCUUCUGGGGAGGCUGGACAUGUCAUUCCACUACAUCCACCUGGGUGACAGAAUAGACAUGCAGGAGCCUGAGAAUGAGGGGUUAGGGCUUUUUUUUUUUUUUUUUUUUUUAUCUUUUAAACCCAUGCAGAGACAAAACACACUCUGACACCUGCCUGUUGAAUCCGUCACCUCCAAUCGUAGGAAAUAAAUUUUGCCAUAAUGUAUAUCUUUUGUCUUUAUUUAAUAUUAAUAGAACAUGAAUUUGUGGACUUGAACUGACGUCAGUAGCAGAAUUAUAAUGUAAAUCUCAUCAUACAGAGAAUUAUGACAGUUUACAUCUCUACAUGUAAUACGAAGAAAGAUUCAUGUUAAGCAUUUGUGCUUACCGCUGCACAGUCCAAUUUUUCGUGAACAUUGAAUUUGCCUUCUUAAUUUGUUAACAGCUAGUGUAAGUUCUAAAUAGACUAGGAAGACUCAAUUGCAAAAUCUCCCUGCUUCCAAAUAAUCCCAACUCAUUCAUGAUUUAUUCAGAUUUACAUAAAUCACUUGCAGAACUCAGUCUCUCUAGUUUAGGAUUUUGUGUGUGACAGUUCUCAAUUUAAAAAAGAAAAACUUUCUAAAAUUAGAUAUUAAAAUUGAGACAUUGUAAAACAAAAAAAUAGCCAAGAUAAAAACUGUUAUGCCAUGUUUCAAGUUCAAACGCAUAGUAGGAUCUCAUACGGUGGAAAUAAUACUAACAAAUAGAAACACUGAAAUCCCCAGCAACCAAAAACGCUACUACCAAAAAGUCAUUAAAAUAUAAACAAACUCUGAAGAACAUAAAACAGCACAGGGCCCAUAUAAUGUCCUAUUAAACAAAAGUAAUUGCUGCAAAUGCUUUUCUUUCUUAAGGGGCAUGAGUUUGUUAACCUGCUUUUGUUUACAUGAAAUAAAAUUCUGUAUAGGCAAAAGGCUUGGAUCUUAUUUCCAUGAUCUAACACGAAAGUGAGUGUAAAACUUCAAGCUAGAAAAUGUUGAUUCUCUCAGUAAGAAAGGACUACUGACUAUUGAAAUGCUACAAUUCCUGUGCUCCUGGCAACAGCAUUUCCUGACACGAUUGUCUCUUAGAAUAGGUUAAGAAACUGGACCAUUUCAUGAGAGUCUUCCAGGGAAUAAAUCAUCAUGAAGUUCGAUACCUUACUUGGGGAGUUUGAGAAGUGAUGAUAGACAGAAGGGCUUAAUUUGUUAUAUCGAUGUAGGCUAAAUUGCUUUGUUGAUGACUCAAAGAGAAAAAUAAAUGACGUGUCCCAUCAUUUCUUUAUAAAGAUUUAAUUGAACCUUUCUUUUCCCCACUUGUAAAAGGUUUACUAAUAAGUCCUUACUGAUGUCUCUUUGGAGGGCAUCUUAAAAGAGAAGGGGGAGGUGGUUUAGCAGCCCAAAUCAGCUGAGUCCUAAUUCUCUCCACUGACCUGUACACAUUCCCUGUCUGUCAGAAGGUCUUACUUCAUUAUUCAGUGUGGUUGGGACAGAAUUUGAGACCUCAGAGAGAAGACUGGGUGAAAGGUAGACUCAUCGCUGCCAAGAGCUCCUCUUUUAGUCAGAAGGACAUUGUCACUUUAAUGAUGCUAUUUCGCCUUACCCUGGUGUGUUUCCUUCUUUUUCUUGGAAGUGGACCCUUGUUAUAUCAUGUAGGAGUAGUCUCCCAUGAGACAAUGAUAGAUUCACUCUUUCCCAAAAACAUUACCAGCUGUAUAAUUUGGAAAAGAAAGCAAGAAUUGGGCCCUUAGUUUAUAUUUGAAAGACAGUCAAUCUUCAGAAAGUGAGCCUGACAUCACUUGUAUGACAGUUCUUGAAACCACAAAGUGGGAUAGUGGGGGCUUGGAUCUCCUAAAGGGAUUGGCAGUUAACAAGGCACUGAGGCUGCGCUACUGUCACCAGUGGUCUAUGGCCCUAGGUCUUUUUACUUUCAUAUCAGACUCUCUUUUUCCUUGAACUCACUCUUGACCCUACCUUGAGACCUGCAUAGGACCAAGUGAAGACACAGAGCCCCCAUGAAAGCGGCCUCACUGCCUAAGCUAUGGAGGGGCCCAGGACACCUAAGAGCAGAGAGGCUCCCAUCUCCCUGCAGGCCCAAGGGAGCGAAGGGCGUGAACUGGAGAGAAGGGCAGUGAUGUGUUGCCUCUUGGAAAGUUCCUGCUCUGUGUCUGGGCUUUGCAGUGUAAAGAGUUGCUGGCUGCCUCUGGCCCCAGAGCCUGGCUCCUGUUUAAUAUUCUGCCUGCUCCGUUGAUGUUGUGCUUGGCUCCUGUGGGACUGCAACUCACGGCUUGAAACUGGAGCCAAUUUUCUGUCUUCAUCUCGCAGUGUUUUGACUGGAGGCAGAUCCAGUUCAGGCCGAUCAGGGCUGGUGGAAACAACUACCAAGUGUCUCUCUGUCUGCUUUGCUUUGGGAGAAGAAAGUGGAGGGAUCCCCAGCAUGUUGUAGAGGAACUGGCCUGCGGAAACGAGAGGAGGAGGGUGCAGGGGGCAGCGGAACAGACUGAACCUCAGAGCAUCAGUCGGAAUGACGAUCUGAGGCUGUCAGAGAUGACUCUGGUUCUGUCCAUGAAUAGAUUCUGCGAGCGCAUUGUCUCGGAAGGAGCUGCUGAAAUUGCUGGGUACCAAACGCUGUGGGAGGCUGAUAGCUACGGAGGCCCAAGCCCCCCAGGGCCAGCACAGGCUCCUUUGCAGGGAGACCGGGGAGCUGGUCCCCCGCUGGCAGGAUCACAUUACAGGGGAAUUUCAAAUCCUAUAACAACAUCCAAGAUCACAUACUUUAAGAGGAAGUAUGUGGAAGAAGAGGAUUUUCACCCACCACUCAGCAGCUGUAGCCAUAAAACCAUCUCAAUUUUUGAGGAACGAGCCCACAUCCUUUAUAUGUCCUUAGAAAAGCUAAAGUUUAUCGAUGAUCCUGAAGUGUAUCUCCGAAGAUCUGUCCUUAUAAACAAUUUGAUGAAAAGGAUCCAUGGAGAAAUUAUCAUGCAGAAUAACUGGUGUUUCCCUGCCUGCUCUUUCAAUGGCACCUCCGCUCAAGAGUGGUUUAUGGCUCAAGACUGCCCUUACCGAAAACGACCACGGAUGGCCAAAGAGGAAUGUGAAAAGUUUCAUGCCUGCUGCUUUUACCAAGAAUGUGGUGGCCACUACCUAAAUUUACCCUUUUCUGUCAAUGCUAAUGUCGGAAGUGCCUCCACUGCUGCCUCCUCUCCCUGCAUCUCUUCCUCCUCCUCCUCCUCCUCCUCCUCCUCCUCUCCCUCUUUGCCUUUACCGAGUUGUUCCCACCAGGUGGAUUUUGAUGUAGGCAGUGCAUCUGUUUACAAGAGUGAUGGCCAGAUACCUGCCAAUGAAAUCUUUGUCACUAAUGUCAGAUCACUUGGCGUUCAGGAAAAGGCCAAAUUAAGUGAUGAGAAAGCAAAUAAUGACACCAACAGAGAUGGUGGCCCCCUCAGCCAUGAACCUGUGGGAAAUGACCUUGCUUUUGAGUGCAAGGGCCAAUUUUACGAUUAUUUUGAGACCGGAUAUAAUGAAAGAAACAAUGUAAAUGAAUCUUGGAAAAAGUCCUUACGGAAAAAGGAGGCUUCACCACCAAGUAACAAACUGUGCUGCAGCAAAGGAAGUAAAAUAUGAGCCAUCUUCUCACCGAACUUUGAAGCAUGCACAGCAUGAUCAGUUAGCGCUCACGAAUUUUAUUUUGAAUGGAUUUUGUAGUUUUGUACAACUGAUAAAAUUAUGCCAUGAACAUGCCGUGUCGUUUUAAUGCCUGGAGAGCAGAUUGCAUAAAACAUCUGUAUAGUAGGCAUCAACGAGCUUCCUUAUAAAUGUGGUGAUUUUUACCAAGAAAACAGUUGAACUUAAUGCUUGAAAGUAUAUCAUAGUUUUCUUACAGAAAAGAUCAGUAGAUUAGAUUAGGGGACAACGUGCCCUUGCAAUAUUUCCAUUGCCCCCCAAGGAGCCUAUCACUAGCUAAGAAAUUUCAACAUGUUUGCCAAUUAAUUAGGGGGUUACUUGGUAAGCAAAUCAAUAUAACCAGCAAAGAUACCUGCUUCUUCUAUAUGAUACAAUAUUUUUUGUUAAUAAAAGACUGAAGACAGGGAGCUAGAUGAAAUGGCUUCAUGGUGCUGUUAAGUAUUUGUACCUAACAGUCUUGUGUGACAGAUGAAAAUAGGAUGUAACAUAAUGAAACACACCUGUCUAGGGGCGGCAAUCAGCAGUCUUACACAGAGAGGGAAGUCCCUGCAAGUUCCUAGCUUGCCUGUGAUGGGCGAUGAGGCUUUUAGAGAGGUGUUAUACAGGGCGAAUUUUGGUGCCUUACUUUAUCUUAAUUUUUGCCAAUGUGAAAAUUAAGGAUAAAUCAGAGUUACAGCAGGGAUUUAACAAACAGGAGGAAAAAAAAAAACAACACAGGGUGGAUCAAUAUGGUUUGGAAACUUAACUUUGAACUAUUGUGUUCAACUUUUGAUUCGACAUCUCUAUUUUUCCUUUAUUUUUGAUGCCCAAUUGCUUUUGGAUUUGGCAUUUUUUCAGUAGGGAUGGAGGAAACGAGAGAGCUGUUAGCAAGCAGCACUGGCUGCACCAGCUUUCCUCUGGCAACUGUCUGUUGCUGGGGUUUGGGUUUUCUGGGUUUUGGGUUGUUUUGUUUUGUUUUCUUGUCCAAUGAAGUUCACGAACCAGUGGCAUGCAUUAUACUCUUCUCUGUUUUGCAUCAUUUCACUUGUUUAGAUUAUAAAAGCAUGUGGGUUUUUAUGUAUGAAAUUUACUGUUGAUUAAGAAGCACAAUGUUAAUAAAUGAUGUGGUGAUCAAUAAGGUUUAUCUUAAAGAAUGUAAAGACUUCAGUUUUUGGAAAGUUAUUUUGGAGAAAUGGGACUUAAUCUAUAAUCGUUACUAUGUAUUUGGUCUACAUUUUCCAAAUAAUAUCUUUAAUUUGUACAUUUGAAAAGUGUUCAGAGUGGCCCUCCUGCCAUCCUUCCUUCCACUCCAGCCAACUCUUCCUGCUAAACUGUAUUCCACUUUCCAAGUUUACUAAUUGACUUGGGCCUCUUUAAACAAUACUUCACAGAAACCAAAUGCCAAAUGGAGGAAAUAAGUGAGCCCUCCCAGUUUCUCCAAAAUAAAGCUUUUUUUUAAUUAUUGCUAUUAAUAUUAAAUAUAGGUCUCAUUCAUACAGUGUAUGAGUAGGAUCAUUUGGACAAUUGUCCACAAGGACCAAUUUUUAAAACAUUUUCUUGCGUUAUAGCUAAAUAGUCUAGUAAUGUUUUGUCUUUUAUUUGCAAUAUUUGAUAAACAUUUGAUGUUCAAAACUUAGAUAAUAGAUGCUUGUAUAUGAAUGUGUUGUAAUAAAGUGAGGUUUUCUUGAUAUAUAUUUAUUAAAAUGAUAAAAAUUCAUUAAGUUUUUUUCAAGUUUAAUGGCUAUUGGCUAUGUUUCUCUUUUCCAUUAUUCUCUCUCCUUUAAAAAACUCAAAACAUCUAGAAACUCUAGUGGAUAGUGGCCACACAGGAGUUUUCUAAAUUAAAGAGUAUUUUAAAAUGCCAAUCUGACAGGUGUUUUAGAAUGAUCCCAGUUUGUAAGUUUAAGUUUCUGUUGACUAAGAAGCACAAUGUUAAUAGAUGCUGUGGUGAUAAAUAAGGUUUAUGUCUAAAAAAAGUGAAAAUUUUCCUUUCUGAAGUGUCUCUGAAAAAAAAUGUAAAACAUGAAGCCGUAAAUACUGAAUCUUAGCUGAUUCCAUUAUGAAAUGUCAAACUGUAAAGAUGACCCAUAUGUAAACGGUUAUAACAGCUACAGAUUAUUCCUGGUAGCAUUCUAUACAAUUCUGUAUUAAUGGUCUUAGAAGCUAAUAUUUGAUUAAGGGGGAAAGCUAGUUGAAAAAUAAUUAAUUUGUCAAAUAUAGCAUUCUCAUUGCAAGUGUAAUAUCUCAUGGAGAUUUAAAUAUGAAUGAAAGGACUUAUCCUUCUGCUUUUUAAAAGCCCCCAGCAUUACUAGAUAGUGUUUUUCUUGAGGGCCAAAGCUGUAAAAUGACAAAGUUGGUGAUUUUCAGCAGCACUCACCUGAGCUGUGAGCGCCUGCACCUGUUCAGUAGAACCCACUAGAAUCACUUCUCUGCAGGGUAAGUGGUGCCUUUGAAUUCAGCAGCAUAAAAAUCUGUUCUUUUUAGUCAUCAAGUUUUUGUUACCAGGAUAUUUCUAGCAUGGCAAAAAAAAUUUCUUCACCAAAAAGUGAUUUGUAAACACCCAUCCAGACUACGAAAAUCCUCUUGUUAGCAGGUGAGAGUGCUAGGACUUCCUGUGUUCACCUCUUAUGUACCCAACAUUGUCUUCUAUGCAUGAGAUAUUCCAUUCGAUUUUCCUAGAGUGGCCAGAACACCCUUCAUAGUAAGUUAAAUCUCUUAACUGGAUUCUAUAGUUUUAUCUUGAGCAAUUUGGAAAAGCUAAGACAUUCUCCACCCACACUACUGUCUACCCGCCUGGAAGCAGCACCUUCUCUCAUUGCUGUGCUCUGCUUUGAGGAAAACCUGAUAUGACAGAAUCAAGACUAUUAAAAGAUAAAUGAGGGGAAGUCUUCAUUUAAGAAAGUGGCCUUGCUCCCCAAGAGUGCCUUUAAUUGCUAUUCCCCUAGGCAUCUGGGUGCAUAUCAUUAAUGAAAUCAUUAACCUUUGUCUCUGAUCCUGCCUUUCUAAAAAUGGCAGAUUAUAGAAGGUGGUCUGGCAGAGAGAUUUUCAAGGGGCAAAAGUCUCAACAUCAUCUUUCCACUCAAGAUCCAAUUAUUCUAAACCUCACUUUGUAGGGGUCCUAGGGACAGGAUUGCAGGGACAGGGGACAUGGAGGAAGAGAGAAAAAUUCAAAACCAGCAGAUGCCACUAUCUGGCAAUGAAUUGAAAAUUAGGGUAAAACAUCUUUGGCAUGAUCUUUUAUUAAGACAACAGAAAUUUAGAACAUUUUGCAUGCAACUUUGUUAAACGGUGAAGCAGGUGAAUGGAAGUAUUUCUUUUUAGAGCUCACAGUUAACUCCAUCAAGACAUGGCUACCCAUCCCUCCAAUUAUGAACUUGUAUUACAGCUCCACUUAGUGACUUCCUUCCUGUGUAUCAGGAGGAGAGCAGAGGACAACUUGUAGAAGACAUGGCCACUAAGAGACAUCAACUUCGAAACAAGUAUAAGACAAGGAUAUAAGGAUUCCUCUGUGAUGCAGCUAGGCUUUUAUAUCCUUCUAACAAAUUGUGAGCAGGAAACGUUUUUGGAAAUAAUUAGUUGUUAAAUUUCAUCUUUCUGACAGCCCCUUAAAUUUGAAGUCAUUUCAUUUGUAGUUAAGGUUACCACAUCCUUGCCAAUUUUAUCAGAUCUUUUCGGAGACAAGGAUUCAGCAUGGCAUUAGUAAUGAUGGUUUAAACUAGAUGCAGAACUGUCCCAUGAAGAGAAGAAUGAUAUCAGUAUUUAAAUAAUAAAAGAAGAGACAAUGUAUGGUUUGUAGUGAUUCAUCUUUAAGAUUGCUGUGUUUUGAUUCUGUGGUUUAAAAUAAAUGCAUUAAGGAUCUUUUAAGUUA
This is a messenger RNA of Sapajus apella (tufted capuchin), 7838 nucleotides long. It is a transcript of the gene SERTAD4, whose product is annotated as SERTA domain containing 4. The record is from RefSeq and is a predicted model, not a curated record. The transcript is spliced from 5 exons. Gene Ontology annotation, cellular component: nucleus. NCBI's taxonomy places the organism in Eukaryota, Metazoa, Chordata, Mammalia, Primates, Cebidae. Bases 2855 to 3931 code for a protein of 358 amino acids.